Messenger RNA from Ascochyta rabiei, 258 nucleotides. RefSeq lists its product as uncharacterized. The coding region runs from base 1 to 258 and encodes 85 amino acids. The transcript has a single exon. The record is from RefSeq and is a predicted model, not a curated record. NCBI's taxonomy places the organism in Eukaryota, Fungi, Ascomycota, Dothideomycetes, Pleosporales, Didymellaceae.
AUGGCACGCUCCAACACCCCCACCACCACCGCCACCACGCCUACCGCACCUCCCACCCUGGACAAAGAAACGCUGCAUCACCACUCCACCGACUCGCACUUCUCGGCCCAAGAAGACCAGGAUCCGGAGCGCUUGGUAGCGCGCAGACGCUCCUUGCAUGGCAAAGUGCUGAUUGGCGGGCUCGUCGUCACGGUUGUGCUUGGGUUGGCGCUGGGACUUGGUCUUGGGUUGACGGUAGGGAGGUACGGGACCAGUUAG